Messenger RNA from Chelonoidis abingdonii (Abingdon island giant tortoise), 1179 nucleotides. The record is from RefSeq and is a predicted model, not a curated record. NCBI's taxonomy places the organism in Eukaryota, Metazoa, Chordata, Testudines, Testudinidae.
GAGUAUCUCAUUAAUCUGAUAGACUCCCGGCAUGUGGAUUUCUCUUCAGAAGUAUCAAGCGUCCGACUCUGUGAUGGUUGUAUCAUAGUGCUGGAUGCUGUGGAAGGAGUCUGUCCACAGACUCAAGCAGUUCUGCGACAGGCAUGGCGAAAUAUCCGUCCAGUCUUGGUGAUUAAUAAAAUUGAUCGUUUGAUUGUGGAGCUCAAGUUAACUCCUCAGGAAGCAUCCUCACUUAAGAAUAUAUUAGAACAGGUUAAUGCAAUCACUGGAGCUCUUUUCACCUCUAAAGUCCUAGAAGAAAGAGCUGAGAAAGAAACAGAAACUCAAGGGAUUUCAGAUUCUGUACAUGGAGAUCAAGUUUAUGACUGGAGUGCUGGCUUGGAAGAUACUGAUGAUUCACAUCUUUAUUUCUCACCAGACCAGGGGAAUGUGGUAUUUGCCAGUGCAAUUGAUGGCUGGGGCUUUGGCAUUGAGCAUUUUGCAAAACUGUAUAGUCAAAAGAUUGGGAUCAAACAUGCCGUACUUUUGAAGACCUUGUGGGGAGAUUAUUAUCUAAAUACAAAGGCAAAGAAGAUAAUGAAGGGUGAACAGUCAAAAGGAAAGAAACCUCUGUUUGUGCAAUUGGUGUUGGACAAUAUCUGGAGUCUAUAUGAAGCUGUUCUGAAAAGAGACAAAGAGAAAAUAGAUAAAAUUGUCACCUCUUUGGGAUUGAAAAUUGGUGCACGCGAGUCGCGUCAUGCGGAUCCUAAAGUUCACCUCAAUGCCAUUUGCAGUCAAUGGUUACCCAUAUCCCAGGCAGUCCUCUCUAUGGUGUGUAGUAAACUCCCCAGUCCUCUUGAUAUUACUGCUGAGAGGGUAGAGAAGUUGAUGUGUGUUGGAGCUAGAACUUUUGAUUCGCUACCCCCAGAAACUCAAGAACUGAAAAAGAUGUUCAUGAAAUGCAGCAGUGAAGACACAGCCCCAGUCAUUGUCUUUGUUUCCAAAAUGUUUGCAGUUGAUUCUAAAACAUUACCAUGCAACAAACCAAGGUAAGAAAAAUGUACCAUUUGGCCAUCAUCCACAUUGAUAACACUGGGUACCUACAACUAAGGUUCCAUCACUCCAAUGUAACUAAGUUAUAGUGAAAGUUUCGAUAGAUUUCUUUCGAUGUAAGGAAGUUAUUCAUUAUUCUUCUUUGAA